Messenger RNA from Liolophura sinensis, 2244 nucleotides. RefSeq names its product M-phase inducer phosphatase-like. Gene Ontology annotation, biological process: protein dephosphorylation; G2/M transition of mitotic cell cycle; positive regulation of G2/M transition of mitotic cell cycle. Gene Ontology annotation, molecular function: protein tyrosine phosphatase activity. Gene Ontology annotation, cellular component: cytoplasm; nucleus. The record is from RefSeq and is a predicted model, not a curated record. NCBI's taxonomy places the organism in Eukaryota, Metazoa, Mollusca, Polyplacophora, Chitonida, Chitonidae. The coding region runs from base 304 to 2127 and encodes 607 amino acids. The transcript has 13 exons.
CUGUCUCUCGGGCAAAUUUUUUCCAAAGUGAGCAGGCAAUGUAACAUCAAGGACAGUUCGUUGCAUAUGUGUAACUAUUCUUUAUCCCCCCGAUUGGGCUUGCAAAGCAUCUGUUGACGGAAGUUCCCCAAGAGACCACGGGGAAGUUUUGUUCACUUGGUGACCACUCUGGAAGACGAACAUUAGCUCGAGUUGUGGACGAUCUUUUUGUUUUGAUAAACAAGCCCUCGGAAUCAACGUGUGCAACAAUUUGCGGACCAUUCCUGUUCAUAAUUGGCUUAUCGGUAGUCAUAUUGCAUAGUAAUGGAGUCAAGUCCCUUGCCGUCACUUGUCGGGACAGACAAACCGUCCUUGGUUAGACCAUAUCUGCAUAUUCCGCUGAGAAAUUUAGCGACAACAAACAACGCCAUGUUAUCGCCGACUAACUCAGAAUAUGGAACAGUAGGCUCUCCGAUGAGUAACCUGGCAUUAAAUCUCAGUGGUUUAAGCACGGAAGGUUUCGGUGACACCCCCAGGCGAAAGUUGUCACUGUCCAGCACAGAAAGCACUCCAGUGAUGACCGGGUCAACUCCAGACACUGCCAGCUCUGUUGAAUCAGGCUGCUUCAUGGAUUCCCCUGGCAGUACCAUAGAUUCCCCCACCAUAGAAAUGAGCCUGCAGAAACGUUUCCCAGGAAUAAGUUUGAGGAUCGAUGAUGGGUCUGGAGGUUACAAAAAACAAAGGUCUCUUCCCUUUAGAAGACUCAACUCUUUACCAAUGCCAGCCUUCAGACUGAGCCCUGUUGAUUUCCAUGAGAAGGAGAAUUCGGGGUCAGCCCCCAUGGAGACCUCGUGUAACUCCGGGGACACUGAUGCACCCACAUGCACCAGUCUACUGGAAGACGAGGGCUCCCAGGACAGUGGAGUUGGCUUUGAGAAAGACCACAGUGAGAGGUUUUGUUUUGCUGCUCCAGUUGGGAUGCCACCACGACGAGGAAGUCACUUGCGUGUGAUCAGUGAGGACACCUGCUCUCCUCAGAAAUAUUCACCUGUGAAGCAAGGGACAUCACCUCAGAAGUUCCGGUCUUUGUCCUUGUCGUCUGUGGGCUGCAUGCCUGAGCCACAACCUAGCUGUAGCAGUCCCAUCUCCCUCAAGACCUCUGCCCUGACCAGUCUAGACGAUGACAGUGACAAUGACGAUGGCUUUCUGGAAGUCCUGGAUAAAGAGGUUGCAGAGAUUAAUGACUGUGCCUUACCAAACAGUUUUGACAGUCUCUUCAAAGCCCCAGUUAUUAAUUCAUCAAGUGCUUGUAAAGAGGAUUCUUUCAUGAUCAGAAGAAAUCCAAAGAAGUUGUUGAAUCGCUCACAGUCGCUUGAUGUGCGCAGUCGUCUAUGUAAUAAGCGUCAGAGCCCUGGGAGAGAUGAUGACUCCACCCCUGUACAGAAACGAAGGAGAGGCUCAUGUGUGGCGGUGGGCACUGUGGUCACACCCCCCAAAGCCAUAUUGAAACGUUGCCACUCGGAGACAGAAGCUAUGAUCAAAACAGCACUGGACAGAGUGGUUGAUGACCCAGAUUUGAUAGGCGACUGCUCAAAAACAUUUUGCCUGCCGACAGUUUCUGGAAAACAUCAGGAUCUAAAAUCGAUCACCCCGGAAACACUGUCCAAGGUGAUCGACCAUGAGUAUGAUCACAUCGUAGAGCAGUAUUCCAUCAUCGACUGUCGUUACCCGUAUGAAUAUGAAGGAGGACAUAUACUGGGUGCUAAGAACUACUACACAAAAGAGAGUAUCCUCUCUAACCUGAUAGAUAGUCCUAGGAAGCAGGAGAACAGCUUCAAACGGUCCAUCCUCAUCUUUCACUGUGAAUUCUCUUCAGAAAGAGGCCCUAACCUGUCCAGAUUCUUGAGAAACAUGGAUAGAGGACAAAAUAAGGAAGUUUACCCACAGCUAUACUAUCCUGAAAUCUACUUACUCGAUGGAGGAUACAAAAAUUUCUUUGAAACGCAGAAGCAAUACUGUGUACCCCAGACCUACAUGCCUAUGCAUCACCAGGAUUAUAAAGAAGAGCUACGAAAGUUCCGCAUCAAGUCAAAGUCCUGGGCUGGGGAAAAGAAAAGCAGCCGAUCAGCACUUUUUAAAGGAUUUUAGCCUCAUUUUACUAGAUACUCCUUUGGUUUUUGCCAGGGACUGGCUGCAGACACUGUGCAUUGGUUUUUCUAAGUGCUCACUGUUGAUUUGUUAUUACCUCUGUAAUUGUUAACCUCA